CCCACACACAUCUAUAUAUAGGGGACAUAUAUGUAUACAGCAGAUUUGCUUAUUUGGAUAGUGAUAGCAGUUCAGUCUAAACGGCUAAACUAUAUGGAUAAUAUAGAUAAAAGUACCGAGUUUUCAUCUUUGUAUUCUUCUUUUUUUUAGAGUUUCAUUUUUAAAGUUUCAUUUUCCUGUUCUGGGACAUCAUUUGCUUUCUAGUCAGCAACAGAGGUGUUUUCAUUGCUUGGCCAGGCAGUUUUUCCUUCACAUGGUUCAAUCUCAAGAGCUCACUGAGCAUGGUAAGGUAAUAGGAUGCCACGGUUGCUCCAAGUGCUUUGUGAAAUUUCUUCCCUCCGCCACAAAGUGCCAGACAGAGUGGAGUCGCCGAGGUGCAUAGAGUGUAAAAGUCACCAAAUCUUGCUUAUCAAUAAUAACCCUUAAUAAUCAUAAGAAUUCUUCUUUUAUUAACAUCUUCAUGAAAACUGUUGAGGUGGGUUUCUGUGUCAUAAGCAGUUCCUGUAGGAAUAAUGUUUAGGUGGAGCAGAACUUUUGUCCCUAUAGUGUAUUUCAGUUUUCAGUUUGCACUUUGCAUUUCUGGAUGCAAAGUGAAUGUAAAGUGCUAAGUGUGUUAUCAGCAAUUCAGCGAAGGGAGGGGAUGUGUGUAAAUGUGUCAGGAUUUGUGUUGCGGAUGAGAGAAGGAGGACCCAAACGCUGGACUCACAGGUAGGUAGGUGAAGGUUGGUGUUUAUUGCCGAUGGAGUGAACAAACAGACAGAGGUAGGCAAUGGCUGGCUGGCUGGACGACUGGCUGAAUGACUGAAGGACUGAACGCGGGCGGAAACGACAACACAACCUCACGAGAACAUCAAUGACACGACAGAGAAGUGGUAAAACUGAGGAACUUAAAUACACAGACUGGAUGAUGACGAUAAUUGGACACAGGCGAAUACACAGCUGAACAUAAUGAAACAGGAAAUGGCAGGAGUGGUGAAAACAGAACAUGAACUGAAAACGCUGGGUCACCGACCCAGGAACCCUGACAAAAUGAGUCUACAUGUCUGGACCUCUGGCGUGUAAAAUGUGGAACCAAAAUGGGCAUCUUGCAUAAAGAGAAGAUGAGCAAAGGUGAGGCAUGUAUUGAGCGUAAAGGCUCCUUUUACACUCCACCUGAGUUUGAGAAGCUUGCAGGAAAAGAGCCAUGUAGAAAAUGGAAGUCAUCUAUUUGCCACAAAGGAAAAACUCUACGCUUUUGGUUCAAGAAAGGUUACCUAACCACUACCGGAUAUAGACAAAAGAAAAGAAAACAACAAUCAUCAGACCUUGAGUCCCACGAACUCUCAACAGAACCCAAGGAAGAUCGUGAUGAAGAUGAAGAUGAUGAUGGAGAAGAGGAUGAUGAUGAUAUGGAUGAAGAUAAUGAGCCUGACACUAAGAAAAACAAAGAUGAAGAUGCUACACCGAUUUAUAUCUCUUCUGAAGAAGAAGAAAGCGAGGAAGAUCUUGUUGAAGAUGAAGAUGAGGAUAUGGAUGAAGAUGAUGUUGGUGACGAUCAGCGUAGCACUGAGGAAGAUGAGGAUGAAGAAGAUGAUAAUGAUGAGGAAGAGACUGUGCCUGCUGUUGCCUCUAACAAUACUGACAGCAAAGAGAGAGUAACAGCUACAAUUCCAACACCUGGAAAACAUGCAUUAGAGAUGAAAGAGCAGAAAACUAGACGUCGUCCUGACAUGCCAAGAUCUGAAGUCAGUGGAAAUAAGAGAGAUGUGGCAAAGAACACAGCAAUCAAACUGCAAAAUGUUAAGAAAGAACCUCAAGACAAACUGAAGAAGACAACAAGCAGCACAAUUUCAACACCUGUGAAACCUGCACUAAAGAUCAAAGAAGUAAAGGGUGUCGUUAAUAGCCUUCCUGAGAAGACUAGACAUCAUUCUGAGAUUGCAAGAUCUGAAGUCCGUGGACAUAACAGAGAUGUGGCAACAAACACAGCAAUCAAACUGCAAAAUGUUAAGAAAGAACCUGAAGACAAACUGAGUCCUUCCUGUGAACCUCUGGCUGUGUCAGAUCAGCAAGAGCAUAAAGCUGUUCACUGCUCUGGCCACAAAGUAGCUGAUUUACAAUCCAUGAGGCCAGAAGGGGGUGCGGACAUAACGGAGGCCCGGUUGCCUGGGCCCUCAGCCAGCUCUGGUUUGAAUACAAUGGAUCUUGAUCAACUGAAGAGGGAAAAAAUAAAAAUGCAACUGAAAAUUUUAAAAUUACAAGAGAACUAUUACACUUUGAAAGUAAAAGAACUUAAAAAAUGAGGAUUAAUGGUUCUGUAAAGCUGACAUUGCAGACAAUAAAUUAAACGAUUGCUGUGUUUAUAUCCACAAACUGACACGUUAAUUGGAAGUUUCUUUGGUGGAAUAUUACUUUUGACAAAAGCUACAAAAUCAUAGAAGUGUGCUGCAUUUAUACACCGUACUUUUUCUUUGCUAUACUCAGUUUUCCUUUAGUAUUGUUGAUUACCAUGUUUUACUUUGUUUUUAGAAUUAAACAAAUAGCUGAUAUUUUCUUCUGUAGAAUGCGAAUAAACAUGAUUUUUAUCUGUAAAUCAUAUCAUGUAAGAAUGGAUGUUUGUGUAAAAAUUGGCUAAUCGUAAACCUAACUGAAGAGAAAAUAGCUAAACCUGAAUAAGACAUGAAAUUAAGUGUACUCAUAUGAAUGAAAAUUCAUAUGUCUCAAAAGAUGUGACGUCCAGAAAUAGA
Molecule: messenger RNA, 2726 nt
Organism: Oreochromis aureus
Lineage: Eukaryota; Metazoa; Chordata; Actinopteri; Cichliformes; Cichlidae
Product: nucleolin-like
Exons: 12
Coding region: 1077-2282 (401 amino acids)
Biological process (GO): positive regulation of transcription by RNA polymerase II
Molecular function (GO): DNA-binding transcription activator activity, RNA polymerase II-specific; RNA polymerase II cis-regulatory region sequence-specific DNA binding
Source: RefSeq, a predicted model, not a curated record